This is a messenger RNA of Diospyros lotus (date-plum), 965 nucleotides long. RefSeq lists its product as uncharacterized. The transcript is spliced from 6 exons. Lineage: Eukaryota; Viridiplantae; Streptophyta; Magnoliopsida; Ericales; Ebenaceae. The coding region runs from base 114 to 689 and encodes 191 amino acids. The record is from RefSeq and is a predicted model, not a curated record.
GUAAAUUUAUUAUUAACAACAUAUUUCGCGAUGGUUGAAUUCAUUCAUUGAAGACCGAACCAGAGAAAACCCUAGCUUUCGUUCGUCCUCUACGAUCCCCCGAGCAUCUCCAAAUGUUCAAGAACACAUUCCAGUCUGGUUUUCUCUCCAUCCUGUACAGCCUGGGGAGCAAGCCCUUGCAGAUAUGGGAGAAAGAGGUUAUCAACGGUCAUGUCAAACGACUGCAAGACGAGGACAUACAAUCCAACGUCCUAGAAAUAGUUGGAUCAAAUGUGCAGUCAACAUACAUUACAUGCCCAGCAGAUCCAGCUGCAACACUUGGUAUAAAGCUUCCAUACUUAGUUAUGAUCGUGAAAAAUAUGAAGAAAUAUUUUACAUUUGAGAUCCAAGUGCUGGAUGACAAGAAUGUGAGGCGGCGUUUCCGAGCUUCUAAUUUUCAAGCUGUGACUCGUGUGAAACCAUUUAUAUGCACGAUGCCCUUGAAGUUGGAUGAGGGAUGGAAUCAAAUUCAGUUGAAUCUUGCUGAUUUUACUAGACGAGCUUAUGGAACCAACUAUGUGGAGACAUUGCUAGUUCAGGUCCAUGCAAACUGCCGGCUUAGAAGGAUAUAUUUUGCUGACCGCCUUUAUUCAGAAGAGGAACUCCCGCCAGAAUUCAAAUUAUACCUUCCAAUGCAGCAGAAAGGUUGAUGCUUUGGAAGAAUAUUCGUGAGACUCAAGUUCUGGAGUUGUCAUCAUACUCUCAUCUUCUACCAGUUGAUUUACGUCUGUAAUAUUUCACAGCUAAUGCCAGAAGUGAACUCUUUAGAAAAGACAUGUUCGGUGUUAACCUUGGGUGCUGAGCCCAUAUGAAGGAUAUGCUGCAUUUGUUGAUUUUGCAAUUUGAUGUAUGGCUCAGCUACAAAAGAGUGGUUGUGGAAGUUAAGUUCUGCCUAUAUAUAUAUAUAUAUAUUUAAAAAAUGUUAA